This is a messenger RNA of Cryptotermes secundus, 1965 nucleotides long. Its product is annotated as zinc finger and BTB domain-containing protein 17. Gene Ontology annotation, cellular component: nucleus. Gene Ontology annotation, biological process: regulation of transcription by RNA polymerase II. Bases 318 to 1640 code for a protein of 440 amino acids. The transcript is spliced from 2 exons. The record is from RefSeq and is a predicted model, not a curated record. NCBI's taxonomy places the organism in Eukaryota, Metazoa, Arthropoda, Insecta, Blattodea, Kalotermitidae. Gene Ontology annotation, molecular function: RNA polymerase II cis-regulatory region sequence-specific DNA binding; DNA-binding transcription factor activity, RNA polymerase II-specific.
UUGAGUGAGUAGAUGUAUCAACAGUCAACACUGGCAGCUUGUCGGGCGUCGGUAAAAACAUAAGGAGGGAAUAGUCUUAUGUACAACUAAUAAAUAAUAAAAAGUAGGGUUAAGAACCAGCUGCUACUGUUUUUAAGGAAUCGGCAUACAUUGUGAUUUACAAGUGUAAUCGUAACGAAUAGUGCUGUAGAUUUGAAGUGUAUACUAAGUGUGCAUUAAGUGGCGUCAGUAGGCCUUUUGAAGGCUGCUUCAACCUAACCUGCCAAGUUGUCGGAAAAAUUAGUUCUUUAAAAUUUAUACAGAGUGCAGCUGAGAUCAUGGAAGAGGCUAUGAAUUUCCAUACAUCUAAUAUGAACCAUCACUGUUUAGUCUGUGGGACAGACUCACUUGCAAAUUAUGUUGAUAUGACACUGGUUACUUCUCGGACCAGUCAAAGUGAAACUCUAGUGAGGGAAAAAUUAAAAACUAUUCUGCGUGAUAAAUGGAUACCACCGGAUACUGAAAUGUCAAUGGUGAUUUGUUUACCGUGUUUUCAUUUGGUAGAUCAGUUUGAUGUGCUUGAAAAUCAGUUACAAAACAUAAGGGAUAAUCUGGCAGCUAAAUAUGUUGGUACUAAUGGAAUAAACAAGCAGAAAUCACCAGAACCCCUGCCACCACCAGCAGCAGCUUCAAGUAAUUCUGACUCCAGUGACGAUGACAGGUCACCAUCUCCAGUUAUUAUUACAACCACCACAAGAGGCCGCAAAUCUGGUACAUUUAAAAUUCCGAAGCGACCGUCAACUUACAACAGGAAGGAGAAGACACCUAAACGCAAGAAAAUUUCAGCAGAGGCCAGAAAGUCUGCUGCAGAAGCAAGGAAAGUAGCAGCUGAGAUGAAGAGAGCAGCAGCUUUAGCUAAGAAAGCUGCAGCUGAAGCAAAGAAGGCAGCUUUAGAAGCUAAAAGAGAAAAAGCAAGGGCUGAACGAGCAAAGAAGACAUGGCGUCAAGGGCAACCUGAUGGAGAUGCUGGCACAAGCAAGCAGCUGGGUGAGGAUAUGAAUGAAUCUGGAACAAAUGAAAAUGGAAACCAGGUUCAUAAGGAAGGAGGGAAAGAACAGACAUCUGAGGAGGAAGAACGGGAGAGGAGAACAAUCUACGAUGAUGAUCCAUCUGUGUUCAACCCUGGAGAGAAGCUGCGGGUUGGAAUAAUACAAGCAUCAGCUGAUGGUAGCAUUGCUUAUGAGUGUUGCUACUGCAGUGAAAGAUAUGGUGAUAUGGAGACUUUGAAGAUGCAUGUACGGUCAUGCCAUCGUCCUGAAAUUUUGACAAUGCAGAUUCCAGUAGAGUUGGGUUUUGGAAGCAAAGUAAAUUGUGGUGCACAGCUUAGUAAUGUUACGGCAACAACGGACCUUUCCAAGCCAUUUGUUUGUAUCUAUUGCACUGGAGCAUUUAAAUUUAAGAGUAACAUAAAUUUACAUUACAAAGAAAAACACACACCGUACAAACCGUUUGCAUGUAUGGAUUGUCAUGAGACGUUCCGAAGAUCAAUGGAAUUGUCACGUCACAGAGUCUAUUACUGUCCACUCAGCAAGAAAAUUAAAAAGACAAAGAAAGAAAGGCAGAAGGACAAGGAUAAAGAAAGAGAGGAUGAAGAUAUGUAAACUUAUAUACAUAUGAUUUUUUUUUGCCAUUUUCAGUAUUUUACAGUUGGUUGUCUCACUGCAUGAGUGAAAUUCUGAUGCCAGAUGAAUGGAACAAUUCUUGUUACAGUGAACACUGUAGACAUGCCUUCUUGUUGCUUUUCAGUGCAGAAUGAUCUGAUUUUAUUUUCAUGGUAAUAGUUGGAUUGAACACCAGAGAGUAGAGACGAUAGUAGUGGAAUGGAAACAAAUUAUCAGUGAUUUUUUAAUUGUGCCAUCACCAUUACUAAAUGAUAAGUAGUAAUAUGGGAUGCAUAUGUGUAAUUAUGCAUCCUUGACCACCUGA